Messenger RNA from Phycodurus eques (leafy seadragon), 5592 nucleotides. RefSeq names its product DENN domain-containing protein 5B-like. The record is from RefSeq and is a predicted model, not a curated record. The coding region runs from base 188 to 3970 and encodes 1260 amino acids. The transcript has 21 exons. NCBI's taxonomy places the organism in Eukaryota, Metazoa, Chordata, Actinopteri, Syngnathiformes, Syngnathidae. Gene Ontology annotation, molecular function: small GTPase binding; guanyl-nucleotide exchange factor activity.
CCCGGCCAGCCCACACGAGAUGACGGCGGUACCAUCCGGCGCUUCUCUUCCACUUUAGCAGCCGGAGGACCGGGAGCCAGGCGACGUUCUUCCCAAGAAGCUCACGGCUAGAGCCGGCUAUGUUGAGCCAGCAGCGGGACGGUUAGACUGAUUUCCACGCAGGCUUCUCUCUUCCGUGUGACCGAGGAUGUGCACCACCGCGGCGGCCGCCGGAUCGGCUUCUUGCCGCUUCGCCCACUACUUCGUCGUGUGUGGACUGGACCCGGAGACGGGCCUGGAGCCGGACGAUGGAACAGGAGAGAGCUUUGAGCAGAGCCCCAUUCACCGAUCGUUCAAGUCCAGGAUUCUGGUCCACUACCCUGAGAGCACCGACAGGAACCCCUUCAAUAAGGAUGCAGUCAACAUGCUCUGCAUGCCGAGGGGUCUUUCCUUCCGCACUCAGGCCGACCGCGUGGAGUCUCACUUCCACUCGUUCACCGUCAGCUUCGAGGACGGUUCGCGCUCCUACGGCUUUGUUCACACCUUCUACGAGGAGGUGACGGGCACGCAGAUCAUCACGGCCAUGCAGACCCUUCACCAGAUGCACCACGUGGAGCACCACUCCGCUUCUUCCUCGUCCGCCUCCUCGUCUGCCUCCUCGCCGUCCACCUCCAGCAUGGACUCGCUGGUAAGCAGCCUGGAUGAGUCUGACGCCGAUUCCCUGGCCGCCGGGAAUGCCGCCGCCGCCUGCCUGGGCUGCGCCGGCUCCUUCGACCCGUCUCACGACACGCUGUACGUGUCCAAAGCCCUCUGCCUGCUCACGCCGCUCCCCUUCCUCGGAGCUUCUCGCCACUUCCUUUCUCAGCUGCACCAGGCCGUCGCCUCGCAAACGGCGCCGCCUCUACCGCUGGAAAGCUACAUCCACAACAUCCUCUACGAGGUGCCGCUGCCUCCGCCCGGCCGCUCGCUGAGGUUUCACGGCGUGCAGGGGCCCAUCUUGUGCCAGCGGCCCGGCCCCGGUGAGCUUCCGCUGGGGGAGUAUCCUCUGGGAGAAGCCUUCUCCCUACUCGGCAUGGAAAACAUGGUCCAGCUGCUUACCUGCUCGCUCCUGGAGACGCAGAUCCUUCUCUACUCUCAAGACUACCAGCGCUUGAUGACGGUGGCAGAGGGCAUCACGACGUUGCUGUUCCCAUUCCAGUGGCAGCACAUCUACCUGCCCAUCAUCUCGGCACCUUUACACCACCUCCUGGAUGCUCCCGUGCCCUUCCUGAUGGGCAUCCAGCGCAGGGACGGCGCUCAGCGAGCCUCCCUUCACCUGCCGCACGAGGCCAACCUUUGCUUCGUGGACAUUGACAACCACUGCGUGGACUCUCCGGAGGGUCUCCCCUCCUUUCCGGACCAAGAAGAGCUGGUCCGGGAACUAAGCGACGUCCUGCAGCGUUUCGGGGUCCCCCUGCAGGGAGGCGCCCUCGCCAAGCCCGCCCCGGCCUCCCCCCAGCUGAGCAGCCUGGUCCUGGAGGACCUGAUGGAGGACAGAAGGAACGGGAACCUCGGCGGCGAAGAGCUGGAAGUGCUGGAGAGGCUGCAGGCUCUGGCUUGGAGGUGCGGAGGAGACAAGGUGUCGGGCCAAGGGAAGACGCUGGGCCGCGUGUGGGAGGAGGAGGAGGAGGCUCUGAGAGUUGCAAAGAUGAACAUUCAACUAAGGGAGGUGUUUGCCGGACGCUUCGCCGCCAUGUUCAGCCGCUACGAGGACUUUGUCAUCCACAGCGCGAUCGAUUUGGAUUCCUGGAUGAGCAACCGAGAGGGAACGUUCAGCUUUGACAAGGGUGCCUUCCUCUCAGCUCAGCCCGUGAGCCACUUGCACUUCCUGUCCCGCUUCCUGGAGACGUCCAUGUUUUCAUCUUUUGCCGACGGCAAGGCGAUCUCUCGCUGGGCCGACCGCGAGCCGCUGCAGCAGCUCUUCGACAGCCGCCUGGAGAGGGAGCGACUCUACGACACGGGCCGGGCCGACUCUCCCGGGAGUCGCUACAGGAAAUGCUCCACACUCUUCGAAUCAGCUCAGGCCAUCGAGCGCCGGCUGCUGAAGGCCGACCACACCGCCAUUCACCCGCACCUCCUGGACAUGAGGAUCGGCCAGGGUCGCCACCAGCCGGGCUACUUUCCCAAGCUGCAGGCCGACGUCCUCGUACACUCGCAAAGCACCAACAAGCGGUCCAGUCGUGUCACAGCUUCACGCCGAUCCGACCCCAGGAGGACGUCGUCAGCAGCAGAGCUCUCAGGACCGGACGGCGAACAAAGACAGAAGCACACACCGGCAAGGAAGCACCCGAACCAGCUAAAGUUUCUGUACCUGUCGCCUCAAGUCAUCGCACAGACGCACCGGGAGUUUGUUCAAGGGCUGCUGGGCGAGUGCCGACUGAAGACCAAACGUAUGUUGAUGGAGAGGAUGGGGAAGGAGAGUGCGGAAGUGGGGCAGGGGGAGGCCAACAUCAGCGGCCUGCAGGAGAACACGCUGAUCCACGGUCUCUGCGACCUACUGGAGAGAACCUGGGGCCACGGUCUGCAGAUGAAACAGGGCAAGUCAGCUCUGUGGUCCCACCUGCUUCACUACCAGGCGGCCUUGCCGAAAACUGAGGUGCCUGCUGAGUCUCCAGGCACAGAGCAGAGAACACAUGAUGACGGCGCUGUCCUUCUAAGAGGGUCCUUGGUGCAAGAUAUGAGGUUUAUCCAGGCGCUGAGCGAGGGUCUGUCCGAGGUGGGACAAGCCCGGGCUUGGAUCAGCUUGGCCCUGGAGAAAAAGAUGCUCUCGCAACACCUUAAAGAGCUGCUCACAAACCAGGAGUUGCUUAGACAGUUAUAUAAGCCUCACGCCUUCGUCCUCUGCGAGGAAGAACGAGAGCAGUUUCUAUUCCACCUUCUGUCUCUCAACACGGUGGACUACCUCUGCUUCACGCACGCCUUCGCCUCCAUCAACAUUUCCUAUCGCGUGGCCAUCAUCCCCAUGAAGAAGCUGAGCAUCGCAAUGGCGACCGUCAAUCCGUGGGUGUGCUUGUCUGGUGAAAUGGGAGAUUCGGGAGUGAGACACAUCCCCAAGAAUACGCAGGAGAUCUUUUUCCAGUGUAAGAACCUGGGCCGACUGAGCACGUUGCAGCUGGGACAGGAGAACUCGGGCCUGCUGGCAAAGUGUCUCAUCGACUGCGUGAUGGUCUACAAUGAGGUCACGGGCCACACGUACAAGUUCCCGUGCGGCCGAUGGUUGGGGAAAGGCGUGGGCGACGGCAGCCUGGAGCGAGUCCUCAUCGGCCAGUUGGUGUCACCUGGCGGGGAGGAGGAUUCCGGAAGGUGGACGGGGACGCCGCCGGAGCUGGCCUCGCCUUCCCAGGGUGUUCGCGCUGUGCUGGGAUCUCUCGGGAACCGGACGAGAGUGCUGUCCGUCGAAGUCCACGAAGACAUGAGGGAGGCGGCAAAUAACCUCGUCAAGCACUUCCACAAACCUGAACAAGAGAGAGGCAACCUGACAGUGUUGCUGUGCGGCGAGGGAGGUCUGGUGCCCUCUCUGGAGAAGUUCCUCCUGCACGGCUUCAAGUGCAGCCGUCUCUUCCAGAGAAACGUCUUUGUUUGGGACUUUGUAGAAAAGGCCGUGGUUUCCAUGGAGACGGCCGACCAGCCGGGCAACCCGCCGGGUUCCAUGCUGAUCAAGGAGCCGCCUUGCGACUUGCUCUGCCACUACGUCAACUCCAUCAGCGCCUCGCCGCGAAACAUUGGGAAAGAGGGCAAGUUCCAGCUGUUGGUUUGCCUCGGAGUCAGGGACCGCCUCCUCUCCCAGUGGCUCCCCCUACUGGCCGAGUGCCCGCUAACAUCGCGGACCUACGAGGACGGCGCCCUAAUGCGCGACUGCGCCGCCGUGCGCUCGCUCUCGCGCAUCCUGCACACGCUCAACGAGUUCGCCGUCACGCUGGAGACGUCGCUGGUCAAAGGCGUGGCCCUCUGACGCCCUCACCCGGACGUCGCCACGCUGGUUCCUGAACUCCUCGUUUGCUGUAUUUAAAAAAAAAAAAAAAAAAAAAAAAAAGGCGCCCUUGGACAGAAAUGACGCCAUGUGAGCUCCAAACCUUUUGCCUUGUAAAUGUCUUUACACUCUUUAUCUGCUUCGUGAAGUAGUCGGAUCCUCCUUUGUGUCAUUACACUGUGAAAAAAAACCUAAUAAUAAUAGUUAAUGAAAAGAAAAAAAAAAAAAAGAAUCCUCGGACAGAAGUUGUAAUUCCCAACCUCACGUGGACCGUGUUUGUUUUCCUAGCUCAUACCGACCGAGUAGACGCUCGGGAAAAAGUACAUUGUUGUUCCUCCUUUUGUAGCCUUGAUGCUUCACUUUUCCGCUUCAGACUACAGUGGCACCUUGACUUACAAGUUGAAUGCGUUCCGUGGCCAAGCUCAUAACUUAAUUUACUUGUAUGCCAAAUCGGUUUUUCCCCCUUUAUCAUGAACUGAAAUGUCAUGAAUGUAAAAAACACCCGAAACACAAUCAGAGAAUGCUAAGAAGACACACAUGGGUUUUAUAAAGUGUAAUUACUGUACGUACUGUAGUAUUGAUUGAUUCAGUUAAAUCUUUUAUUUCGAACAUGUGAACGGUGAAAUCAAAACAAAUGAAACCAUCAAAAAUGUAAAAAAAAAAAAAAAAAAAAUCUAAUUACAUGUUCAAAAAGGCGUAGGAAGUAAAAAGUUUUCACUCUGCACCCCAUCUCCACUUCCUUUAUAUGAACAUCGAUAUAAUAAUCGUAGUUGUAACAAUAAGAAUUAAAUUCAUAUCUUGGUCAUUUUCAUAUUUGAUCAAUAACGGUACAGACCUGGCCCACUGAAUUUCCUUUUGAAAUUCAAUUCAUUUUACUUAUGAGUAUUUGAAUUAUUGGCAGUUGUUGUCAAUCAAAAGGUCGUAAGUGUUUCUACGAAAGAAAAAAACAAAACAAUUCUAAAGUAAUAUAUUUCCAACGUUUAAUUCCAAAUUGUCUUUACCGUUAGGCAUCCAAAAUGAAGUCUUUGCUGUUAUUGAUCAAGUUUUAUGAACAUGACCCAUGUAACACAUCCUUAAUCCUAGAUACAGUAAUACAAUAAAACAAUUGAUCAUAUCAGCGUCAGCAAUAUCGCAGAUAUUUCCGGAACAAAAAAGUCUGCGUGUGAGCGUCCGGGCGUGAGUUGUGGCCUACAGCAGCUCGUUGCGAGUCUUCUCAUUUUGUAUUUGUAAAAUGGCUGAAAGUGCGAGGGCAUUACAGUACCUUCAUUUUCUCUGGGACAAAUUCUAUCCCGUAUGAGACUGGGGGCAGCAAAAAAAAAAAUGUUAAAAAUGAAGCGCUGCGGCCAAGUAGAGACUGUGGAGCAUAACGCAGCACGGUCUGAAGCAAAGCAUCAAUGUCAAACCCGGGCUCAAAAAUCCAAGGUAUGCAAUAGCCGAGUGUCAAGGUUACAAAAGCAUUUACUGGGUAUCACCCGAGUGCCAAGCAAUACACAAGAAAUUACAAUAUGGUGGAAAACUUCAUUGAUUUCAGGAGUCCAAAUCAAAAAAAGUGAAACUCGUAUGUUAUUAUUGAUAUAAAUGAACAUUUUUUUUGGUGAUUUAAA